Molecule: messenger RNA, 1472 nt
Organism: Anopheles arabiensis
Lineage: Eukaryota; Metazoa; Arthropoda; Insecta; Diptera; Culicidae
Exons: 4
Coding region: 147-1391 (414 amino acids)
Source: RefSeq, a predicted model, not a curated record
CUCGGCAGGGAACGUCUGUUGUCUGUAAAAGAUGACUUGUUAAAGUUAUUUUCUGCAACAACAUUACAUCAACACAGCAAACUCUCGUCGCCUCACUAGUGGUUCAUUUUUAAAGUUAAAAAAAGUACAAAAUACUAAUCGUCACCAUGCCAUCAUCCGUGUGGCGGUAUUUGGUGGAUGGUUAUCAUGAGAAACUUGUGCUUGUGGCUUUAGUGCAGACUUUGGUGACUCAUCUAUUCGUUCAUCCAGCAGCAGCAAACAUGCUACAGGAAGAGUUUCGUGCACAACGAUCGCUUGCCAGCAGACAGAUCUCAAGCCGCCGAGACACACGCUUUUUACCAAUAUUUACCGUCUAUCAGUGGGGUCAAGGGCUGUGUUCGGCCGCUUCCGGUGAGUAUGGAUCCUGUCAGCCCAACAACGAGUGCGUACUGCGCGGCGGCAUACCGGCGGGACCGUGUGCCGGUGGGUACGGGACGUGCUGUAUCUUUAUGGCAUCGUGUGGCGGAGUGGUGCGUGAAAAUGGAACUUACUUCGUCAACCCGAACCAUCCGGACAGUACGGACGGGACGGGCAGCUGUCAGCUCACUAUCUUGAAGAUGCAUCCGGACAUUUGCCAAGUUCGACUCGACUUUGACCAUUUCUCGCUGAACGGGCCCGAGAUCGUGAACCACAUCUGCAACACGGACCAAUUCCUCGUGUCGGGCGGCAGUCCUGCCCCAACGAUCUGUGGCAGCGCAACGGGUGAGCACAUGUACAUAGAUGCAGGAAUGGGCCAAAGCAAUCCCAUCAUACUGACCGUCAUUACGAGUGGACCAAGCUUCCCGCGAUCCUGGCGCGUUCGCAUCUCGCAGAUUCCUUGCGGUGCCAUCGCGAAGGCGGACCAGGGCUGUCUGCAGUACCACACGGGCGUGAGUGGCCGGGUGAAGAGUUUCAACUUUGACCCGCUCAGUGGACGGCAGCUAUCGAACCAGGACUACAGCAUAUGCAUCCGAACGGAGCGCAACUUUUGCAGCAUCCAGUACACGGCAUGUCCGGGUGCGGUGCCUGGCAAUCGAUCGCGCACCUUCACACUGUCCGGUAACAGUAACAGCGUCGUGCAGGCGAUGGUUGGUGGCGGUACGCAAGGUUCACCCAAUUCCUGCACCAACGACUGGUUGAUGGUGCCGUGUGCCAAGAUUGCGGACCGAUUGCCGAUGGCUAGCACGUGCGAGGACAAGAUUUGCGGCGGCACCUUCAAUGCGGAGGUUAGCUCUGUCGAGCGGACCGUCGUGUCGACGAUACGCCCGUUCCGGCUAGCCUUCCACACCGACUCCAUCGAAGCACCGACCGAUGUGGACAAUCGUGGCUUUUGUCUCGACUACGUGCAGCAACCCUGCACCAGCAAUAAGUAAUGGUGUGCUUCAUUAAACCGCCCUGUGGGCGAUGUACCGUUGUUCCGUUGUCCCGCUGUUCGGAUGUACUACGUGCAAUAA